Messenger RNA from Oreochromis niloticus (Nile tilapia), 4898 nucleotides. It is a transcript of the gene mov10a, whose product is annotated as Mov10 RNA helicase a. The transcript has 22 exons. NCBI's taxonomy places the organism in Eukaryota, Metazoa, Chordata, Actinopteri, Cichliformes, Cichlidae. Gene Ontology annotation, molecular function: RNA binding; 5'-3' RNA helicase activity. The coding region runs from base 320 to 3334 and encodes 1004 amino acids. The record is from RefSeq and is a predicted model, not a curated record.
GACUGGGACCGUUGGCGAGUGUUCACAAAAACCGGGCUUUGCGCUAAAUGCGCAGUAGUAGAUGUAUACAUAAGUUAGUAAACAUUUUAAACCAGAGCAUGAACAAGAAAUCGUUGCUAAACUUCCAAACACCGUGGAUAUGCGCAUAGAUUGCGCAUAAAUACACAGCACGUGGAAAUUUCUUCCCUGCUGAGGCACAUUUGCACCCAGCAGUCACAUUAAUACUUCAGGAAACAGAAGCGUUCUUUUCCAGCAGAUGAACUUCCUCACUUUCUGUCAGUCGGCAGUCAGUGACAGCGGCCUGUAAAAGCACGUCGACAUGCCGUCGCUUAAAGACUCGCUUGAAUCCGGACUGGACUUCAUUGAAUUUCUGGGAGACAGGGUAUCCAGCAUCAGCAAAAAGGAACUUAAAGUUAUCUACAACUCCAAAUUCAGGGGCAGAAAAGGAAUAAAAGAUCCCAACUUUUCCAAUGUUUUCUUUGCGCUUGUGAAAUUCAACAAAGCCCAGAUAAGGCAGGGACAAGUCUACAUUAAUGCCAGACCUCAGGUUCGAGUGUACUGUGACCAAUGGAGGAGGCCCCGGGCCCCUCAGCCACAGAAUCUGGGCUCUGGCCCUCAGACGCCAGCUGGGACACCUGCUGGCUCCUCCACCCCUGUGGCACCUGUGCUGACCCCAAAGAAAAAACUUGCAUCAGAAAUCCUUCGCAAGUUGAAGGUGAACAGGAAAGAGCUCACGGCUGAUAAGGGCGGCAUCGAGAUCACAUCAGACCCCGUGGAGAGCGGUGGGAAGGUUCAGUUCACUGUGGAUCGCCUGCGAGAGCCGUUCGUUGUCAGGUUCCACAUUGUCAAUAAAGGCACUGACUGCAUCCACUUGACGUACUACACUGCCCUGCACAGGAUCCGCUGUUUCACUCUAGAGGAUGAGAGGAGAGUGACCAGAGCAUCUCCGCUGUUCCUCUGUCCUGGAGAGAGCUAUGAAGUUAAGGUUAAGUACAUUCUGAACCACUAUGGAUAUUUCCCUGCCACAAUGUAUUUCGAGUUCUGCCCAGAUUUGCCUGGAUCGGUGCCCUUCUGCAUUGUCAGGGAGAUAGAAGCUGCAGCCCAGACUCCACUGGCUGUGGAGCUAGGGCCUGUGGCUCCUUAUAAACCAUUUCGGGUGGCUGCUUACAAGCCUGUUGACACCAUUAUAGUAGAUGGAGUACCACCUGACAGUUCUGUUGUGCCUUUGAAGAUGGCAGUGAAAUUAGGAGACUACAAGUAUCAUAAUGACCUGAAGGAUUUGGCUAAACGAAGGAUGGAAGACUCCGAGUACCUCUCUCCAACUGCCAAACAGAAACUUGCAUCAGUGAAGGGUCUCCUCAGUUGUCCCUUAAAGAUGAAGAACUACUCGCAUCGGUUUCACCUCCUGCUGCACCUUGAAGAGAUACAGAUGGAGGUUGACAUCCGAAAGUAUGAUCUCCACAAUCAAACCAUGACCGAAGACCAAGGCAACAAAAAACUCCUGAAACUCAGAGUUCCUGGUGUCGCUGAGAAUCGGCCAUCUGUGCUUCGAGGAGAUUGUCUGAGAGUAUCCAAAUCUGAGGACACCGUCCAGCCCAUUACUGUGUAUACCGGAUAUGUUCACAGAGUAGAACUGGACAGUGUGACGCUGGGUUUCUCAAAAAAGUUGUUGCAGCUCUUUAUCAGCAAUAUGAAGUUUAAUGUGGAGUUUACUCUCAACCGGUACCCUUUGAAGCUACAACACAGGGCUGUGGACCUGGCAGUAAAACAUCAACUUGAGGAGGUGCUGUUUCCAUCGGGUGCAGCAGUGGCUAGUGUGCCCAUGCCUAAACUCAGGAUGUUUAAUCGACAGCUGGAAAACAACCCGGAGCAACAUGCUGCAGUCCAACGCAUUGUAGCUGGAUCAUCGAAACCGGCUCCUCAUCUUGUUUUUGGGCCUCCUGGAACUGGAAAGACAAUCACUGUGGUUGAAGCAAUCAAUCAGGUCAGCAAGGCAGAUCCAUCAGCCCACAUCCUCGCCUGUGCACCUUCAAACAGUGCAUGCGACCUGCUCUGUGAAAGACUAAAAGUAAACAUGGAUUCUCAUCAGAUUUACCGCGUGUACGCCAACAGCCGAGACCCAAACAGCAUCCCCAAGAGUCUCCUGAAAUACUGUAACUGGGACAAGAGCAAAGACAGCUUUGUGCCUCCACAGAAAGAGGUUACGAUGAAGUACAAAGUCGUAGUUACAACUAUGGUCACAGCUGGCAGGCUUGUGUCUGGAGGGAUCCCAGUUGGCCAUUUUUCGCAUGUGUUUGUGGAUGAGGGAGGCCAAGCUGUAGAGCCAGAGUGUGUCAUUGCUAUUGCAGGUCUGCUCGAUGCAGAGAAAGGUCAGCUGGUGCUGGCAGGAGAUCCUAAGCAGCUGGGACCAAUCCUUCGAUCUCCUUUUGCAAUAGAACAUGGACUCGGGCUUUCUCUACUGGAGAGGCUGAUGAGACAUAAUUCGUUAUAUCAGAAAAAUACAGACGGGCAUUUUGACACUCGCUUUGUCACCAAACUGCUGCGAAACUACAGGUCACACAGUGCCAUUCUGAAAAUCCCCAAUGAGUUGUUCUAUGAAAAUGAACUGCAGGUGUUUGCUGACCAAUGGGAGCGUGAGACCUAUUGCAACUGGGAAUACCUCCCGAAGAAGGGUUUUCCAGUGAUCUUUCAUGGAGUGAUGGGCAAAGAUGAGAGAGAGGCGAACAGUCCGUCUUUCUUCAACGUGUCUGAGAUUGAAGUCCUGAUCGACUACCUCACCAAACUGAUGGAAACGCAAGGAAAGAAGGGUCUCCCCAAACUGUCUGCAACAGACAUCGGAAUAAUCGCCCCCUACAGAAAACAAGUUGAGAAAAUCCGGAAGGCCCUGAGACUUGUCCCAGCACUGAGUCGCUGGAGUGAUCUCAAAGAGCUGAAGGUCGGCUCUGUGGAGGAGUUUCAGGGACAAGAGAGGAAGAUCAUUAUGGUCUCCACCGUCCGUAGCAGCAUCAACUAUGUCAAGAUGGACACAGACUUCAAUAUUGGAUUCCUGUCAAAUGAAAAAAGGUUCAACGUAGCCUUGACGAGAGCCAGGUCCCUGCUUAUAGUGGUGGGAAACCCUGUGAUCCUCAAGAAGGACCCAACAUGGGAGAAGUUCAUCAGCUACUGUGUGAAGGAGAAGGGCUACACUGGAUUUGACUUCAGCGACGCGGAAGGGGAAGAUGAUAUUGUGUCUAGACUGGCGACGCUGAAAAUCAGCAUGGAUUCUGAAUGUCCUGUUCCAGAGGAGAGUGCCAUUCAGCAGUUUGUGGACCCUGGGUGGAAAAAUGAGCAUUAACAUUUCCUCUAAAUUUGGACAUAGCGUCUGCGAUAGAUAGAUUUAAAGCCAUUUGAAUGCAUAGCAAGUGUCAGUCUUUUAUUUUAUUCUCUCUCUUACUGCUUUAAGACCAUAUCCUUUUUAUGAACCUUUUAAGAGCAGUUUGGAUAUUUAAGUGCAAUAAAUGCUCCUGUUUCUAAUCACAAUGGCAAAAUGAAGUAGUGAAUUUUGGCUUUUUACACUUACCUGAUCUGUUUAUUUAGCCCAGUUAACAUAACUAUGGCUGUACAAAUGCUAAAAUUUCCUACGGACGGGAAAAGAAUGGAAGAUCAUUUUAAUACACUGAUUUAUCACCGUAUGUCUUAUGACUUAUGUCAAUUCAAAACUUUAAAAAAUAAUAAACUGACUUUUUGAUCUGCUGUAUAUUAUAUUACACCGUGGUGCCUGAUCAUUUCCUUUAGCAGCAUCGUCCUGUUCAAGAAUGGACUGAGGAGACUGGUCUGUCUAUUCGCAAAAAUAGUUUAUUAACAAUGUUCAUGUUCACUUCAGCUCAAAUGUUCACUACAACACUUUCUGUUUACAAAGCAUUAUUACAAUUAGCUUUUAUAGAAAUCUGGAUCCUUUUAAUUCAUUUCAAAUACUUCCAGAGAGAGAAACAAAAGUUGCACAACACUGAGCUGAAGCUGUUCCCAAAGAGGUGUGCGAUGUUAGUGCUUCUGUAAGACCCAUGGAUUUCUCAUGCAUGCAUCAAUUAUAGCAAGGACAUUUUAUAGCGGGACAUUAUUGGCAUACACAUGAACAUCAGUAUAGUACAUGCUCUUAGUGAUAUGUUCAACACUAGCUCCUCCGCUGCUCUAUGGGAACGUUUUCAAUCGUUAUGAUUCUACUCCCAGCUUUAAGUUACUUAACUCUCUGCCGAUCUCUAAUUCCCAAGUAUUCCUUGCGAGAGCUUGUUAAGACACGUCAACACCAUGCCACCACUAUGAAAUGUUUUCAUUGAUAAGAAGUUGUAGAGAUAUGAAUGUUUACCCUUGCCCAAAUGGUGUGCUUGUUGUCCAUAUUAGUGCACAGAGUCCCGAGUUAAAAGUAGCAUCCACCCUCUAAAGAUUGGAGGGUGGAUAAAACAUUAGUACGUUGCUUGUGUGCGUUUGUCGGCUAAAACAAUCACAACACCUCGUCUCAGCUGUAGCCUCUUUGCUGGCCCGCUCAUUUAAAGCAUCCUUUAUGUGCUUCACCAGCAGAGGGUUUAAAUUUGCAUUACACACAGUUUUACAAUAAUAGAUAUAGAUACCUUGCCAACUGGUAGGUUUGACGCUUUUAAUGGAAUUGGAAGAAGGCUGCAUGCAACACAUAUGAUUUUGUUUUUGCCACGUAUAUUAAGAAAUCCACCCUUCAUGCAACCAGUGGACAUGUAAAGUAGAUGACUGAGCAACAGUGGUGUGAAAGAGUGUGCCUCAGGACAGUCGGUGGGGGCCUUUCAGGAAUAUCAAGCUAUUAUCAGGUGAAGUUCAGUAGAGUAUGCUGCGAGGAUAUGAGCAAAUAGAGAUACCAGACAGACGAUCUGACAUGUCCUAGUGAACUAAAA